AUGGAUAAAUUUUUAUUAAUAUGUAUUUCUCUAUUUAUUGGUUUUGGUGUCAUUUUUUUAUAUUAUUUUGGUCCAUUCAUUUUCAAAAAAAACACCAACAUUCAACACAGUUGCCAAUGCUCUAUUAAAAAGGAAAAGUGCCAAUACUGUAUCUCCAAUGACAAUAUAGAAUACUUGAAACAGCAAGAAAAAGAACGUCAAAGACUUGAAGAGAUAAAAAAUAGAGCAUAUCAACAGAGACUUUACCAACAGCAACUUUACCAACAACAACAGGAACAACUCUAUCAACAACAACUCUAUCAACAACAACUCUAUCAACAACAACUCUAUCAACAACAACUCUAUCAACAACAACUCUAUCAACAACAACAACAACAAAGAGUACAAAGGCUCGAACAACAACAAUUAUAUCAGCAACAACAACAACAACAAAGAGUCCAACAACAACAAUUAUAUCAACAACAACAACAACAACAAAGACCCCAACAGCAACAAAUGCUCCAACAACAAAAACAGAGUGCAGCACAAAUGAUUAAUGACCAGAUGGUUCCAAUGGAUAUCGAUACACCAUUGGUAAAUUCAAGAGGUUUGUCAAAUGUUCAACCUCAUAAAUUGAGCCAAUCACAAAUGGCAGAGAUACGUUUAAAUGAACGUAUACAAUUAUAUGGUUUAAUGAUCAGAAGGGAAAUUCCAGGUGAUGGAAAUUGCCAGAUGCAUUCGCUAUCUGAUCAAAUCUAUGGUGACUUGGACCAUAGUACUUUAAUUAGAACCGUAAUUGUUAAUUGGCUUAGAAUCAAUGGAGGAUUUAAACUUCCCAAUGGUGCCACCCUAUCAGACUUUGUCUAUGAUUCAAGUUGGGAAGAAUAUUGCAACAAUAUGUCAAAAAAUGGUACAUGGGGUGAUCAUUUAACAUUAGUCGCAGCAGCUGAAAUCUUUAAAAUCAAUAUUACAAUUAUUUCAUCAGUUGCUUCCCAAACUGGUUUCUUCAUCGAAAUUAAACCAAAAGUUAAAAGCGACUAUUAUGUUUUAUUAUCCCACAUUUCAGAGUACCAUUACGGCUCAUUAUGCCAAUUAGUUGUUGAUCCGCGUACUGGUCAAUCAGUUCAAGUAGUUGAUGGUCUUCAAGGUGUUAAUAGAGUCAAUUUUAAACAAAUAUUUAAGCUAAUGGUUGUACAAUUAAAGCCUGUUAAUCGUGAACAUGUUGCUGUUCCAUAUCAAGGUAUUGGUGCUCAAUUAGCUGCUUCAAGAAAUGUGUAUGCAUCAAAAUCUGUUGAAUCCAUUGCUUUCAAUCCAAGUGCUCUAAUGGUUGUAAAAUUAAAGCCUGUUAAUCGUGAAUAUGUUGCUGUUCCAUAUCAAGGUAUUGGUGUUCAAUUAGCUGAUAUUCCACUUCCUACAAGAAAAUCUACAAGUAUUUCCGAUCUCCUUAGCUCCAGAAAGGAUCCAAUCAAAAUUAUUUCAAUCACUAGAAAACUUGAUUUAGCUCUUUUUAACGUUGGCCAGUUAAAAUUAGCAUAUUAUCAUUUAUUGAAUGCUCUCAAAUAUAUAGAUCAAGAACCACCAACACUAAGAGAAAGCACAAAGCCAAAACAAUUUAGAAUAUUGGCAAACGUUGCUAAUCAUCAAAAAAUUCUUUAUUACAAUAUAGAAAUGUUGGAAAUGAGAGAAGAAAUGCUUUGUCUUUUUAUUCAAAAUAAAAAGCAUUUAGUGAUUGUUCAAAAACAUUAG
Molecule: messenger RNA, 1725 nt
Organism: Dictyostelium purpureum
Lineage: Eukaryota; Evosea; Eumycetozoa; Dictyosteliales; Dictyosteliaceae
Exons: 4
Coding region: 1-1725 (574 amino acids)
Biological process (GO): protein deubiquitination
Molecular function (GO): cysteine-type deubiquitinase activity
Source: RefSeq, a predicted model, not a curated record